This is a messenger RNA of Strongylocentrotus purpuratus (purple sea urchin), 693 nucleotides long. RefSeq lists its product as uncharacterized. Bases 1 to 693 code for a protein of 230 amino acids. Lineage: Eukaryota; Metazoa; Echinodermata; Echinoidea; Camarodonta; Strongylocentrotidae. The record is from RefSeq and is a predicted model, not a curated record. Gene Ontology annotation, molecular function: zinc ion binding; nucleic acid binding. The transcript is spliced from 2 exons.
AUGGAUGAGUGGCAGGAUCUCGGAGAUGGCGAGCGCCGAAAGCGCAUUCGCGAGGCGCUGCGCCCUCCGGCGUCAAGCAUCAUUGGUGACCUCCGCCGUGAGCUUCCCCACGCAGAUUCGUAUGAGUACCUCAAGGCCUUAGAUUUGGCCUAUGGGGACACGAACACUGAUGAUGAGCUGUUCGUCAAAUUCCAUAAUACCACGCAGCUCGAGGGCGAGCGACCCUCCGAAUAUCUUUCUCGCUUGCAGGAGAUACUGAGACAGGUAGUGAGGCGUGGAGUAGUAAAACCUACAGACUCCAAUCAGUUAUUAUCCUCUGUAAGGAAGCAGGAGGAAGAAGACUCCAUGAAGGCCAGCCUCACCCGGCCGAGGCAAAGAGUAGACGCAGGUAAGCGUGCCGCCGCACAUAACCGUGUGGAGGCCCCAGUUCAACCAGUCCAAAUUUCUCGUACUUCUAUCCCCUCUGAAUCCACCCCAAUCCAGCAGACUCCUCACAGGCCGCCUCCUCCCAGGCCACAUGGCAACACAUCUGAGGUCAUUUGCUUCAAGUGUGGGGAGGUAGGGCAUAUAAGUAGAAUAUGCAACAGCCCAGCUGCCCCUGAAGCCAUCAACAAGAAACUGAUCCAAUUUAUCCUAGGCAAGCAGGGAAACGCCAAAGGACGCCUGGUAAGGGGAGACCAGGAGUCCACUUAA